Molecule: messenger RNA, 1098 nt
Organism: Penicillium expansum
Lineage: Eukaryota; Fungi; Ascomycota; Eurotiomycetes; Eurotiales; Aspergillaceae
Exons: 1
Coding region: 1-1098 (365 amino acids)
Biological process (GO): aflatoxin biosynthetic process; regulation of DNA-templated transcription
Cellular component (GO): nucleus
Molecular function (GO): DNA binding
Source: RefSeq, a predicted model, not a curated record
AUGGAAGCCUCAACCCCGGAUAAUCCAUACCUCCUCGAGGACUCAACGCUCCUUGAAAACUACGACUGGCAAUCCAUUCUCGCCCAAUGUACAGCCCAUGACAAUCUACUUCAUCCGUCUGUGGAGUCUGGUGGUGGUCUGUUCGCAGAUGCACCGAUAGACGACCUAGAUCUCGAUAUCAAUGUCGAUCUUGACCCCGGUAUAUACCUUGGCACCUUUGCGCCGGCUCACUCCAUCCCUUUUGGCACUAUUCCCAACCUUUGCUCUGUUCCUACACCUCGUGUGAACUCCGAUGAAUUUGACAAUCACGAUGAACCGACGCUGGAUUGCUCCACGCUUCCUGGUUUCUCCACCCCACUAUUCGCUGUCCCAGAUUCAACCCUUCCUCCAGUCCAAACACCCUCACCACCAACGACAGCAGCUUCUUGUCUCGCACAGCAUGGCACCCCUUGCAUAAUGACUGCGACACAAUCCCUUCGCUCACUCCACGUCCCCCAGACUAGUUGCGUCUCCCGCCGAAGCGGCGGCAGCCAUGACCGCAGUAAACCCGAACUGCCACGCAUGUCCGGCUCGGUCCUUAAAAGCAAUAAAGAUGCAGGCAUGUCAGUCUGCCGCAUGCUACAGUGUGGCUGUGCCCUCCGUCCACAGAACCAGCUGAUCCUAGCAAUUAUCUGUUCCCGGCUAGUUUCGUGGUACCGCGCGAUGAUCCGCGCGUGCUUUGUGAAUGGAGCCAGUAGUUUCUCUGGGCACAGCAUGAAAAUUGCACCCAACCAGGCAGGGUCCGCAUUGGAGAAGGUAGUUCAUCAACCCGUCACCAUCGGAGAUCACUCGGUCGAUGAUCAGGCGCUGGGAUUGACCAUUCAAGCGCAAGUCACGCUAGGUGAAUUACGACAUAUGCAGCGACUGGUUGAGACUCUAUCGGAUCGCAUGCGGGAAACCGCCAGCUCAUACCCGAAAGGGAUGCAGGGCUUCGGAGCCGAAGUCGGGUUCCCGUCAGCCGCGCUCCCGGACAUCACGCAUGACUGGCUGGUGGCGCACCUGUUGAAUGAAGUUCAUGCAGCCAAGGCUGAUUUAAUGACAGCUUGGUCGCCACCAUGA